CGGCGGUAACCUGCGAGUUAGUCGGCAACCGUUGACCCGGGUGGAGGCGUGAUAUCCCUCUCGUGUAACGUGUAACACGCGUGUUCGGUAACAGUGUAACAACCUGCAACAGGACUCUUUUUUUUUGGUGAAAAAGUGUGUUGCGAAAACUUCGACAGUGAUUUAUUGUUCGGCAAGAUCUUAAGCAAGAGUUGUUGCUGAAAAUGCGACUGCUAGUGCUUUGCCUAGCGCUAGCAACGUCCGGCUAUGCGGAGAUAACGACGCACCUUGGACCGGACGGGUACGAAUACCCAAGGCCGAACAUCCCGUUCCCACCACCCGAGAAACCAUCACCCCCAGGAAGCACUCCACGACCAUGUCCUUUCGGUGGAGUUCCGCCGUACUGCUGUACCAACGGAGGCUCGGGGCCAAACUGUGCCCUGCCGUCUCCACCAACUCCGGGACCAACAACUCCGAGACCUUGUCCGUUUGGAGGAGUCCCUCCGUACUGUUGUACUAACGGAGGCUCGGGGCCAAACUGUGCUGUCCCGACUACCCCUGCAGGAUGUCCUUACGGGGGAGUUCCUCCGUACUGCUGUACGAACGGUGGACAAGGACCCAACUGUGUAGUGUCAAUUCCUUCUACACCUGCACCAACAACACCACGACCCUGUCCGUAUGGUGGAGUUCCGCCGUAUUGUUGUACUAACGGAGGACAAGGUCCAAACUGCGAGGUUCCUACCAGGCCAACUCCUGGACCGACUACUCCGGCAGGAUGUCCUAACGGAGGAGUACCACCCUAUUGCUGCACCAAUGGAGGUUCCGGUCCGAAUUGCAUCGUCCCCACUAGACCAACUCCAGGACCAACCACUCCCCGGCCCUGCCCGUUCGGUGGAAUCCCUCCGUACUGCUGUACCAAUGGUGGACAAGGACCAAAUUGCGUUGUAGCUACAACUCCAACUCCCACGACACCAAGACCCUGCCCGUACGGUGGAGUUCCUCCGUACUGUUGUACCAAUGGUGGACAAGGACCGAAUUGUGUUGUUCCGACUAGGCCUCCUCCAUCUACGCCAAGGCCUUGCCCGGCUGGCGGUGUUCCACCCUAUUGCUGCACUAAUGGAGGUCAAGGACCAAACUGCGUAGUUCCACCUCCUCCAGUCCCACCACCAACGCGACCUCCGCCACCACCUCCAUCCGGUAACGACAACGAAUACUUACCGCCAUGCACUAACGGCGGCCAAGGACCUGACUGUGUACUACCAAUCACACCACCACCCAAUCGACCACCAACUCGACCUCCAGCGUGUCCAUCAGGUGGAGUUCCUCCUUACUGCUGUACCAACGGCGGAUCCGGACCGAAUUGUGUAGUCCCAACGAGACCAACUCCAGGACCUACGACUCCAGCUGGAUGUCCAUAUGGAGGAGUGCCUCCAUAUUGUUGUACGAACGGAGGAACUGGACCGAAUUGCAUUGUUCCAACCAGACCAACUCCAGGACCGACGACCCCGGCGCCUUGCCCGUAUGGAGGCGUUCCUCCAUAUUGCUGUACCAACGGCGGAUCCGGACCGAACUGUGUUGUUCCAACGAGACCUACUCCGGGACCAACUACUCCAGCUGGAUGCCCUUACGGAGGAGUUCCUCCAUAUUGUUGUACAAACGGAGGAACUGGACCGAAUUGUAUUGUUCCGACAAGACCAACUCCAGGACCUACAACUCCCGCUCCUUGUCCAUUCGGAGGAGUCCCACCGUACUGUUGUACCAAUGGAGGAUCCGGACCAAACUGUGUAGUUCCAACGAGACCUACCCCUGGACCAACGACUCCUGCUGGAUGUCCCAACGGAGGAGUUCCUCCCUACUGCUGUACAAACGGAGGAUCAGGUCCUAACUGUAUCGUCCCUACUAGACCAACUCCCGGACCAACCACUCCUCGGCCAUGUCCCUUCGGAGGAGUUGCACCUUACUGUUGUACGAACGGAGGAUCAGGUCCAAAUUGCAUUGUGCCAUCUCGACCAACUCCUGGACCAACAACGCCAAGACCAACUCAAAACAACGAAUAUUUGCCACCUCCAACCAAACCAUCACAGGGUUGCCCCAAUGGAGGAGUUCCACCGUAUUGCUGUACCAAUGGAGGAUCCGGGCCAAACUGCGCAGUUCCAACGCAACCUCCACGACCAACUACUCCUUCCGGUUGUCCCAAUGGAGGAGUCCCGCCCUACUGCUGCACUAAUGGUGGACAAGGUCCCAAUUGCCAGGUUCCAACACAACCUCCAAGGCCAACCACUCCGCAGUGUCCGUACGGUGGAGUUCCACCCUAUUGCUGCACAAACGGAGGUCAAGGACCAAAUUGCAUUGUUCCGACGCAGCCACCACGACCAACCACACCUGCCGGAUGUCCGAAUGGAGGAGUCCCUCCGUACUGUUGUACUAACGGAGGUCAAGGUCCAAAUUGUAUAGUUCCAACACAACCACCUCGUCCUACCACGCCCUCGUGUCCUUAUGGAGGAGUUCCACCUUAUUGCUGCACGAAUGGAGGUCAAGGACCUAACUGUAUCGUUCCAACGCAACCGCCAAGACCAACCACUCCUGCCGGAUGUCCAAAUGGUGGAGUUCCUCCUUACUGCUGCACCAAUGGUGGACAAGGACCAAACUGCGUUGUUCCGACACAACCACCACGACCAACAACUCCAACCUGUCCCUACGGAGGUGUCCCUCCCUAUUGCUGUACUAACGGAGGUCAAGGUCCCAACUGCAUAGUCCCAACACAACCGCCACGACCGACGACCCCUGCUGGAUGUCCGAAUGGAGGAGUCCCGCCGUAUUGUUGUACUAACGGAGGUCAAGGUCCUAACUGCAUUGUACCGACACAGCCGCCAAGACCCACUACUCCACAGUGCCCGUAUGGUGGAGUGCCGCCAUAUUGCUGCACAAACGGAGGACAAGGACCCAACUGUAUUGUUCCAUCGAGACCAACCCAGCCACCAACGAAGCCAACUUCCGAAAACGAAUAUCUGCCACCGUGCACAAACGGUGGAUUCGGUCCCAACUGCGCACUGCCAACUCAACCUCCGGUAACUCGACCGCCACCAACUCAGCCUCCACGGCCAACAACGCCAUCCUGCCCAUACGGAGGAGUUCCACCAUACUGCUGUACCAACGGAGGUCAAGGUCCUAACUGCAUUGUUCCGACACAACCACCACGACCGACGACCCCUGCCGGAUGUCCGAAUGGUGGAGUUCCUCCCUACUGUUGUACCAACGGCGGACAGGGCCCGAAUUGUGCCGUUCCAAGCCGUCCUUCGACGUACCCGCCAGCUACCCGACCACCGCCAACGCAACCGCCAAGCUGCCCAGCCGGAGGUGUUCCGCCCUAUUGCUGCACCAAUGGUGGACAAGGACCCAACUGCGCUGUUCCAACGAGACCACCAACUUAUCCGCCAGCUACCCGACCUCCGCCAACCCAACCUCCAAGCUGCCCAUCCGGAGGAGUUCCGCCGUACUGCUGUACAAAUGGCGGCCAAGGGCCGAACUGCGCAGUUCCAACGCGUCCCCCAACCUAUCCCCCGGCAACUCGACCACCGCCAACACAACCGCCAAACUGUCCAGCCGGUGGAAUCCCACCGUACUGCUGCACCAACGGCGGCCAAGGCCCCAACUGCGCAGUUCCAACGCGACCCCCAACCUAUCCACCGGCAACGCGACCUCCACCAACGCAACAGCCGGGCUGCCCGGCCGGAGGAGUCCCACCGUACUGCUGUACUAACGGCGGAAGUGGGCCCAACUGCGAAAUCAAACCGUCCCACACCCUGGACCAGGACGGUUACCACUACCAGAGGCCGAGCAAGCCGUUCAACUUCUAGGUGCUAUUUAUUUCAUAACCAUUCCAACAUUUGUACAGAGUUGAGAACCCAUCCAGGAUGAACAAGAGUCAAGAAUCAAUAGCUGAGUGGAAGUGGGUGUGCCCAUUUCCUUCUAUUUUGUAAAAAGUGCAUGUAUUUAUGUUUUAUAACCACUAUUGUCUCGAUCAGAAAAUACUCGAUUGUGUGUGCUUCUUCUCUGCCCGCGGGACAGUGCGCUGCCCGAAGCACGUAAUCAAACAUCAAAAAUUUUAUCUAGUGUUAGAUGAAGCUAGCUUUAAGAAAGGCGAUUGAUUGCUGAAGAGCCAAAUAAACAACGUUAAAGAAAUGUGUA
This is a messenger RNA of Culex pipiens pallens (northern house mosquito), 4167 nucleotides long. RefSeq names its product basic proline-rich protein-like. NCBI's taxonomy places the organism in Eukaryota, Metazoa, Arthropoda, Insecta, Diptera, Culicidae. The transcript has 4 exons. The record is from RefSeq and is a predicted model, not a curated record. The coding region runs from base 204 to 3836 and encodes 1210 amino acids.